CUUUUCAAAGAAAAGCUAAAAGAAUUCUAUUCAUUUAAAAUGUUUGCUACAAUUUUUAUUUGUACACUUGUGACAACACUUGUUACAGCAGAAAUACCCUCUUAUAUUCAUGUAUGCAGCCGUAAAGAUCCUAAUCUUGAUCAAUGCAUUACGGAUAGCAUUAAUAAUUUGAGGAAUAAGCUCUGUGAAGGAAUAUCGGAAAUGGAAGUUCCAUCACUUAACUCAUUUAUUAUUAACGAAAUAGUUAUUUCCGAUGCAGAUAAUGCCAAAUUAUAUCUCAAAGAUUUGAAAAUAGAUGGGCUUUGCGAUUACGUUAUAGAUUCUUUUCACGUAGAUCUUGAUAAGCUCCAUCUCGAUAUUCAUGUCUCAUUCAAACAAAUUAAGAUAAAUGCUACGUAUGAUUUCGACAUACAUUUAUUGGUGCCCUUUGUCCAGAAAGGACCAGUUUAUCUUACUUCAGAUAACAUAAAAGGAAAAAUUGGUGUAGAUUUAAAAGUAAUAACCAAAAAUGAUAAAAAAUACAUAUAUAUAUCAAAAAUGAACUUGAACCUAGACAUUAAAACAUUGAGCAAUAAAUUUGAUACGGAGGGACAGAAUUCAAGUCAAUUAAACGAAAUUAUUAGUAAUUUCAUAGGCAGCAAUGAAGAAGAAGUUAUCAAGAAGGUUAAACCUUCACUAGAAGAACAAGUAACCAAACAAAUAAUUUUCCUUGCGAAUAACAUAGUGAAACAUUUUACUUACGACGAACUCUUCCCUGAACAAGUAUAAAUUAUUUAGAAUUUUAAUUAUUUAGAAUUUUAAGA
Molecule: messenger RNA, 803 nt
Organism: Pogonomyrmex barbatus (red harvester ant)
Lineage: Eukaryota; Metazoa; Arthropoda; Insecta; Hymenoptera; Formicidae
Biological process (GO): multicellular organismal reproductive process
Source: RefSeq, a predicted model, not a curated record